Messenger RNA from Fragaria vesca subsp. vesca, 1132 nucleotides. Its product is annotated as RWD domain-containing protein 1-like. Gene Ontology annotation, molecular function: protein binding. Gene Ontology annotation, biological process: cytoplasmic translation. The transcript has 11 exons. The coding region runs from base 90 to 866 and encodes 258 amino acids. Lineage: Eukaryota; Viridiplantae; Streptophyta; Magnoliopsida; Rosales; Rosaceae. The record is from RefSeq and is a predicted model, not a curated record.
UUCUUCAGCUUAGCUCGCUUAGUGUGUGGGUUGGCUUAUUUGGUUUCAGAGACAACUCUGAGAAACAAACAAGACCCAAAAUCAAAACCAUGACGGAUUAUGAACAAGAACAGGAGAUGGAAAUUGAGGCAUUGGAGGCAAUACUCAUGGAUGAUUUCAAAGAAAUUCACUCGGGAGAGAGUGGGUUAAAUGCUACCAAGAAAUGUUUUCAGAUAACACUAUCUCCGCUGGAUGAUGAGGCAGAUGAGUUAACUACGGCUCCAGUUCAGCUGGGUUUGAUCUUCUCACACAUGGAAAAAUAUCCAGACGAGCCUCCACUCUUGAACGUGAGAAGUAUACGAGGGAUACACGGAGAACAUAUCAGAAUUUUGAGAGAAAAGCUUCAGCAAGAGGCAUAUGAAAAUCUUGGUAUGGCUAUGAUCUAUACGCUAGUUACAUCAGCUAAAGAAUGGCUUUCUGAGCAAUAUGGUCAAGACACUAGUAUUGAGGAUGCUAUAGCAGCAGAAGAAGCAGCAAAGGAUGACAUAAUUGUGCCUCAUGGAGAACCGGUUACUUAUGAAACAUUUCUGGCAUGGAGAGAAAUGUUUGAAGCAGAGUUGGCACUUGAACGAGCCAAGUUAAUGCCCGAGUCUGCACUUUCAGCUCCCAAGGAAAAGAGGCUCACAGGCAGACAGUGGUUUGAAACUGGAAGAGCUGCAGCGAGAGGUGCAGCCACAGCCGCAGAAGGCUCUGAUGAAGAAGAUGAUGAAGAUAUUGACUUCGAUGAUGAGGACUUUGAAGAUGAUGAAGAUGAUAUGCUUGAGCACUAUUUGGCAGCUGAAAAAUCCGACUCAUCCUCCCACUCUUCCAGGAGAGCAGCUAAUUGAACUCUUGAAACAAUAGCGUUGAUGAAGAAUGUACUCACUUUUGGGUUGUCUUGGUGUUUAUCCUGUGCCUUACCUUUAUCCUCAAUUGAAAGAGGAGAUGGAGGUCUGUGACUGUUAUUCCUCAUAGAUAGCCCACAGAGUGGAUUUUGAUAUCAGAAAACAAUUGCUUUAUAAUUGAGAACUGAGAAGCAUGUAGUUUUUGCCUUUUUGGUGCGGAGUAUUAUUGACUAGAUAUCUAUAAUACCAAUACAAUUAUGAUUUUCAUC